This is a messenger RNA of Aedes albopictus (Asian tiger mosquito), 558 nucleotides long. Its product is annotated as ATP synthase lipid-binding protein, mitochondrial. Gene Ontology annotation, molecular function: proton transmembrane transporter activity. Lineage: Eukaryota; Metazoa; Arthropoda; Insecta; Diptera; Culicidae. The coding region runs from base 95 to 511 and encodes 138 amino acids. The record is from RefSeq and is a predicted model, not a curated record. The transcript has a single exon. Gene Ontology annotation, biological process: proton transmembrane transport; proton motive force-driven ATP synthesis.
UGGUCCGACUGUUCUUCGAUAAGUUGUCCGACCGCAUUGUAAAAUCCUUCGGAGGUACCAGAUCGUCAAUACCGAUACAAAAACCAGCUUCAAAAUGUUCGUCUCGUCAGCUGCUCGUAUUGCCCCAGUCGCCCGCAACCUGGUCCUCAAUGGAACCAAAGCCUACCUCCGACCAUUGAGCUCCGCCGUCAUCAGCCAGAGCCAGACCUUGGCCGCCCAGAACAGCACCCCAGUUGCUCUGCUGCCACAGGUCCGGUCAUUCCAGACUUCCCAGGUCAGCCGUGAUAUCGAUUCGGCCGCGAAGUUCAUCGGUGCUGGUGCCGCCACCGUCGGUGUCGCUGGAUCUGGUGCCGGUAUCGGAACAGUAUUCGGUUCCCUCAUCAUCGGCUACGCCAGAAACCCAUCGCUCAAGCAGCAGCUGUUCUCGUACGCUAUCCUGGGAUUCGCCCUGUCCGAAGCCAUGGGUCUGUUCUGUUUGAUGAUGGCCUUCCUGCUGCUCUUCGCUUUCUAAGCAACCAUCUUCUUUAAAAUAAACAGCGUAUAAGAAAAAAAACAAAA